CCUGCGCAGUUCACGCGUUUUGGCCAAUUGUUUUUGUUGAAGCUUAGCUUGCUGCUAGUAAGUUAAGGCGAGCGGAAAUGGAAGCGACGGGGCCAAGAGUUUGUGUUUUGUUUAUUUUUUUCGUCUCGCUAACUUGCGCGCAGUCGUCGACAAGGCUCCUGAAUACGGAAAACCUACUGAUCAACGUGACAGCAGGGACGUUGGCCGAUACACAACUGCAAGAUUCUAACAAUUUACAGAUCAAUUUAAACAUAUCGGUGGGCGAAGAGCAGGUGUUGGUCAAUGACGUCCCAGUGGAGCUGUUUGGUGUCACCAGGUUCAACUGCCAAGCACUUCUCCUGGACACCAACAAUGGAAGCAGCGAGUUUGAAUCUGGGGACUUGGUGUCGACCGUCACCAGGGUGAUGGUGAGCCAGAACAGGCUCUACAGCGACUCAGAGGAGGUGGUGGCUCUUCAAGUCUUCAGUGAAGUAAUAGAGAUGGAGGGCAAAGAGGUCCAGCAGCCUGACAUGUGUGAGGUGAAAAUACUGUUGAGCCCAGACUUCCAGAAGCUGGCUCAGUUUACCAACAUCUACCCCAUUGGACACAGUGAGAUCUUCAGGGCUCCCAGGGAGAACGACGUGGUCGUCACAGACCCACCAAAUUCUAGAAAAGAUGAAGAGCAGCUGAUCUCCCAGACCACUAGCCAGUACCCCCUGAAGCACACGGAGACCACCCAGGAAGAGACGGCAGCUCCGGGAAAGCUCCCAGAGACUCCCCUGCGCAUGGACCCUGACCUGCUGUACGACGUCAAAUACGAUGAUGAAUUCGACGACAGAGACUCGAGCCAGCCCGAUAACAAUCAGAUGGAAACUCCACCCAAGGAAAUUCUAUCAUCCUACUCUGCCAUGUGUCAGUGGGUCGAACAGGCGAGGGAGCGCCUGCGUCGGUUCUGCUCCGAAUCCCUGCCUCUCUUCUUCCUGGUUAUGUGGGUGGUGGUGAUCGGCGUCGCCGGAUCGGCCGUGAUCGUCAAGAUCUUGGACGUUUUCUUCCCAAGUUGUGAACACAAACACAUCUUUCACCUAAACCCUGUCACUCUGAUGCCAGAGGAUGAGAAGCACAAUCUGCUGGAGGACAUAGAAAUAGAAGCAGAUGAGGAAGAGAAGAAGCCUUAAGCCGAUAAGAGAAGACUUGGCCAGCUCCUUUCAGUUGGUUCUCAUUUGUUAUUUAACCUACUGUUUGACAACUUGCGCAUAGGAACGACAAAAUCAAACUCCCAUCAAGGUCCUUUCAUUAGCUGUGAUGUGAUCAAAACAGUCAGAGCAAAAUCCUGCAUGUUCCUGCUGAAAGUGGGAUGAAAAGCCACUCUGGUCCAGUAGACAGUUCAGCAUAAAGAAUGACAAACUAGGAGGUGACAUUUAGCUAUGCAUGUUACCUCUCGUUUAUUACCUCUUGUAAAAUGUUGAACUUUAACCCAACAUUUAUCAGGGUAUCUUUGACGCACUAUGAAAAUGUGAACGUUAAAACUUCAGAAGUGCAACUAAAAGGACCUUCAUGUGAUACGGUUUUGUCAAGGCUUUCCUUUUCUUCUCCAUCCUUAUUUUGGCAGUUUGUUGUUACCAGUACAUUACAACCCAGGUAAGAAUAGACACAGUCUUAAGGAAGUAACUGACGCACAGUCAGCACUUUGUGUUUAACCAAUGAACCUGAAGAAGCUGAGCGUUUUAUGAGCGGAGUAUUUCCAUUCCCUUAAAACUCUUUGUUUAUGUAGCACUUCUGUACAGGACACUGUUUUUCGCACUAUGAUUUUGCUGCAAUGUGAAACCCCACAACUAAAAAAAAAAAAAAACUCUAAAUGUGCUGCGAUGCAUUCAGUAUUGGCAGGCAGCGUCUGAUGCCGUCUGCCACCGAUAUAUACAACGUGAUGUUAGUUUAAUGAGACAAAGCUAUGCAGAUCACUGUAUCAGCGUGUCUUCUGUCACAAUUUAGAAGCCGUUGGUCUGAACCUCAGCAGUGAAGAAGCACCACUGCUGAGGUUCAUAUGUUGAUUGUCUUUCUUCACGGUGCCUCUGUGACCAUUUGGGGAUCCUAUCACUAAAAGAGGGUUAGAAUGUAUUUUACCUGAGUCCGUUUUGUGUGUGGCUUCCUGUUACUAAUAUUGGAGAAUGUAAGUGACAUUGUUGAUGUCUAUGCACCUGAAACAUUUCAGACAAAUUACUGAUAUAACUGGACUGAAGAAUGACCACGAAGUACAUGUGUAAAUUAUUGCUAAGAUGAUCAUUGUGCACUUGUUUGGAAUCUGAGAGUGAAAGUCGCACAGAGGUGGUUAAUCUCAGAGUAUCCAGUACUCAAGAUAUUUCCAAGCGCACGGACAGGUUAUCUGUCAAAAACACAGCUUUGGUUAAUGCAAAAUUCAGCAUCUACUUGUUUUGUGUGUGUCUGUGUCAUUUCCAUACCUGUUCUGCUUGUUAAAUGACACCCUAAAAGCAUCGCUUGUGCACCUCAGAGCAGAUGUCUCCCCGAGGCUCAUUUAAACACCAGAAUGCAUGAUGUACUGCGUUAGCAAAAAGGUGCAUGUGUAGUCUAGCUAGUGAAUGCAGGUGGAAUGCAGACUGUCAGUAAGUUGUAGGUUAAAACUAGAAAACUGCAUGAAGACUCAAAACAGCACUAGAAACCGUUUCAAAUUCCAAAUUGAUCCACUCGAUGCUGUAGACGACACUACGCGGAUCUCUAAGCUCAAACUAUACAUUAGGCAUGAAUUCACGCGCAUUACUGAGGAAUAAAAACAAAAACUAUGUUUUAAUUUGCUUUGUUCAAACGGUGUCGAGAUCCAUGGAAUAUCUUUUUGACAUCUGUGUGCAGAAAUUGUAUGACUACUACAGCUGGGCUGUGUAUUUGGGUCUAAAAUCAUGCUGCAUUAAAUGCUUUCUUUACAACCAU
Mugil cephalus (flathead mullet) is the source of this 2919-nucleotide messenger RNA. RefSeq names its product glycoprotein integral membrane protein 1-like. The transcript is spliced from 8 exons. Lineage: Eukaryota; Metazoa; Chordata; Actinopteri; Mugiliformes; Mugilidae. The record is from RefSeq and is a predicted model, not a curated record. Bases 78 to 1154 code for a protein of 358 amino acids.